Messenger RNA from Microstroma glucosiphilum, 1898 nucleotides. RefSeq lists its product as hypothetical. NCBI's taxonomy places the organism in Eukaryota, Fungi, Basidiomycota, Exobasidiomycetes, Microstromatales, Microstromataceae. The transcript has a single exon. Bases 248 to 1738 code for a protein of 496 amino acids. The record is from RefSeq and is a predicted model, not a curated record.
UACUGCGCUGGGCUGGGGUGGGGUGCCCAACGGUGGGACGGACCUCACCAGCUGUCUCACCCUGGCGAAGUGUUUGUGUAUCGGAGGCAAUUCCUUCCAAAUCUGCCCCCGAAGAGAAGGAGUAUAUCUUCUGGUAGCGAUAAAGAUGAGAAGACUAUGCUAGUCACUCUACCGCUCCACCAUACAUUCUCAGCUCUACACCUACACCUUCACCUUGACCUUCACCUUCGCCUCUACCUCGAGCAAGAUGAGCCUCCCACGCUUCAAACUUCGUCCCUCUGCGCAUCUAUCCCGUUUCUCGCUGCCUUUCAGGCCUCGCCAUCGACGAGAUGAAUCUGCUCCCGUUGACAACGACACUGCAGCCGGCAAUGAAGCCUCUCCAGGCCCGGAGGCUGAGGGCCAGCCUCAACCUGAUACCGCAGAGGUCAAGAGCAAGACGCCCAGGACCUUCUUCAAGCUCAAGCUCAAGAAGUCUUGCGAUCAUCCUGAGUGCUCGCCCAACUGUGCGCCUGCACCUGAAGAAGAACAAAGCCCCGUGCCAGGUAGUCGCGCCAAGAAGGGAAAGCUCCCGCAGCUCGGUCAGAGGAUGACAGUCCUCUUCCGCGAGCCUCUGGUAGGCCAGACCAGGCCCAGGCAAGACCACUACCGCGAUCGUGUCCACCAUAGCUACGACGGCGAGCAGCGUCAGGAAAAGGCGAGACACUCUACCUCUGAGAGGCCCUCCAAGUCCUUUCCCUUCUUCGCAGGACGACGCAGCUACGAGCGAGACCUCCUCUACCGACCUGCCACUUCCCUCGGUGUCCGUCUUUCCACCUCGAGCGAUAUGGCACCGCUCAUUGCACAGGGUCAGAUACCCUCUCGAGGUCCUACACCCUGGCCCAGGGCUAGCUCUGAGCUACCCGAGGGACGCAGGAGCUUCAAUGUUAAGAGGAAGCCAGUGCCCAGUGUGGACCUUCAGGAAGCAACAGAUCUCGAUGAGCACCAGCCCCCGCCCAAAUCUCGCAAUGAACCGGAGCCUGAGAUCUCAAUUUCGAGGGCUAGCUCGGUUGAAUUUCCAACGAGGCCUCAAGUCGUACGAUCCGAGACAAGCAAUGUCACCGAGCCUGUGGCCAUCACUAUGCCAGCUCCAGCUCCAGCUCCAAUGCGACGUCCUAGGUACGAUGCCAUGACUCUAACGAGCCGACUCGGGCCAGUCCUUGAGGAGCAGGCCUCUGUCGAGCCUGCUGACGAAGCCGACGAUGGCAUCGAGGACGAACUUCCUGAGAGCCAACGAUGGCCCCAUCGAGCUGAGAUACUCGCUGUUGCAAGCGAACGAGACCUUGACCCCGAUCACACCACCUGGUCUCACCGCGAGAACUUUGUGCCGCCUCACUUCCGUCCUCGAGUCUCACUGUUCCAGACCAGCAUCCCUCUCUCGCCCGGCGAAAGUGGCAUAAUAAGUCCCGCCAGCAGUGGAAGUAAUGGAGGCACACCCGACCUCGUCGGGCUCGGCAUCACCCUCAAUACCGGCAGCGGCACCUUUGGUGUUGGAACUGGUAGUCCCAUCUCUCCUGACUCGCAGAUGUCCCCUAUCUCUCCGAGCGAUACAGAAAGCCCUGGACAGCAGCUUCUCACCCCGAUAGACGCUGCAAAUGGUGAGCGUAUUCACAGUAAGCUCGCUGAGUUGUGCGGCGAGGAAGGUGAGGGAGAGGGGCAGGGAAGUGCAGGGUCCGGAUCGGACGAGAUCUUGUGCGUCUGAAGACAAUGCAUAGGAGGUGCUGAAGUUUUCCACUGUUGUCAGCUUGUUCUGUUUAGCAUUGUACCUUCACGGUAGCUUGCUGUCUUCUCGUAGCCUAAAAGGAAUUGCAUGUCCUGUAUGUAUGACAAUGUUGCGUUCUGCGAGUCUCUCGGCUCACUGC